GCCCUCCCUUCCUAGAGUGGCACUCACAGCAUCCCGCCUCCCGCCCGGUAUCGUGUUUCAUACACCGUAAGUUCGGCGGAUGCGCGCAUCCGCGGUCUGACCCAAAUCGCAGUGUGUGGAAUAUCUUCGACUGAAGUGCUUGUUCACGCUGGUGUGCUGCUGGUGGGAAGUCGCCCACUCAGCGGUUUAGAGAUCAGCUGGCCUCAGCUGCUGUUCUGGUUGCCAUCCGAAGCUCGGACCAGGGCGAGAGGUCCUGGAGGAGAGGUGGUUGAAUUGCGGAUCAGUGAGGGAUCUUGUAGUGGAUUGCCGGCCAGGUUGACGUGCGGGGCGAUAGUGGUGGCAGCUCAAGAUGGCGGACCAGUCGGCGUCUGGAGUGGGAAACAAGAACGCCAAGGGCGAUCCCGGAACGUCCAUGCAUGGCGUGACGGGAAAGGAGCCCGUGUACGCGUUCUCCGUUCUCCAGGCCGCCAAGGCCAAGCCAGACCCGGAUGCGGCGAAGUUCGCACUGCCGGUGGACUCUGAGCACAAGGCCACGACGAUGAGAAUUUACAGCUUCAGGGCACCGCACAUGCUCACCUUCCACCUGUCUUGGUUCUCUUUCUUCACCUGUUUCUUGUCGACGUUUGCGGCGCCUCCGCUGAUUCCCGUCAUCCGGGACAACCUGAAUCUCGACAAGGGAGACAUUGGACAUGCUGCCAUCGCGUCGGUGUCUGGCUCGAUUCUGUCCAGGUUGCUGAUGGGAAGCAUAUGCGACCUGAUUGGCCCGCGGUACGGGUGCGCAUUCCUGGUGAUGAUCAUUUCGCCAGCCGUGUACGCAAUGGCGUCGGUGGAGACGGCUGCGGGAUUCACAGCGGUGAGGUUCUUCAUCGGGUUCUCGCUGGCGACGUUCGUGUCUUGCCAGUACUGGAUGAGUUCCAUGUUCAACGGCAAGAUCGUGGGAACCGCGAACGGGAUUGCCGCGGGUUGGGGCAACCUGGGGGGCGGGGCGACGCAAUUGAUCAUGCCGCUGGUGUACGCGUUGAUCAAAGACAGCUUUAAAUCCCCAAGCUUCACGGCGUGGCGCCUGGCGUUCUUCCUGCCCGGCGUGAUGCACACUACGAUCGGUCUGAUGGUGUUGUUUCUGGGACAAGACCUUCCCGACGGCAACUUCAAAGAGCUGGAGGCGCAAGGAACCAAGGCCAAAGACAGCUUCAGAAAGGUGUUCGUGAAUGCUGUGACGAACUACAGGACGUGGAUUCUCUUGAUCACGUACGGGUACUGCUUCGGAGUGGAGCUGACCGUGGACAACAUCAUUGCGGAGUACUUCCACGAUCGGUUCAACCUCAGUCUGUCCAGCGCUGGAAUCAUUGCGUCCAGCUUCGGGUUCAUGAACAUUGUUUCUCGGCCGCUGGGAGGGAUUCUGUCGGACAUUGUGGCGGUGAGGUUCGGAAUGCGGGGACGGUUGUGGAACUUAUGGAUCAUCCAGACGCUGGGAGGCGUGUUCUGCAUUAUUCUGGGCAAGACGGCUGCGCUGGGGCCUGCCAUCGGGGUCAUGAUCGUGUUUUCGUUCUUCGUUCAGGCCGCUUGCGGAGCCACGUUCGGAGUGAUUCCGUUCGUGUCCCGGCGGUCGCUGGGCGUGAUCUCGGGGUUCACCGGGGCGGGAGGCAACCUGGGUGCGGUGAUGACGCAGACGAUAUUCUUCACGCAGGCGACGUACCACACGGAGGUGGGGAUCGAGUACAUGGGCAUCAUGAUCAUCUGCGUCACGGCGUUGGUGUUGUUCGUGUGGUUCCCUCAGUGGGGAGGCAUGGUCUUCCCGUCGUCGAAGAUGUCGGAGGAGGACUACUACGCGUCGGAGUACAGCGAAGGGGAGCAGGAUCAGGGGAUGCAUGAGGCGAGCAUGAAGUUUGCGGAGAACUCGAAGUCGGAGCGAGGGAGGAGGAAGGGCAGCAACAGUCCUCCUCAGGACGCGAAGCCUGACGGGCUGAAGGGCAUCAAGGAGGGCGCCGAGGUGUAGGUGGGAGGCCGCUCUGCGUCGGAUGGGACGUCGACGCACUCGCUGUGGCACAGAUGGAAGCUCGGCGUGUUUCUGUGGAUCAAAGUACGGGGCAGCUGCAUUUCCGGCCAGUUUCGUAGCAUUCACCGCACCCUGAGUUUGGUUUGGGGCGGGCGGAGUCGUGCCCUCGUUGGCGUUUUCGCACGAGGGUUUGGCAGUGCAUGGAGGGGGAGAAGAACGCAGGUAUCCCGCGGGGGAGGGUGGGAGCUGAGCAAAGGCCAGCACCUGCGGACAGUGGUUGAAUAACCAGAUGAGAAGCAAUGCGCCGGGAUUAUGUCAAGGACUUGUGGGUCUCAAGCCGCGUGCCAUCUCGGGGUACCCUGGUCUGUUGGGGUCGGGGCUUCACGGCCGGAGGAGAGGGAUGGGAGGUACGUGCUGCCAUGCGGAGGACGAAGGCAAAGCUGACACGUCGGAGUGGUCGAGGGCAGCGGCCCUGGUAGAUCGGGGUGGCAGAACAAGUGAAUUGAGCUGUGGAUGAGCGAUUGGGAACUGCAUCUGUGGCGAUGGUGGAACAGGCGGUGGGGUGCGGGGGUGGGAUCUGGUGGGGAGAGUGACAUGCAGUGGAUGAGUGCGCAUGCGAAGGGCCUGGGCCCGCCAGUUGCUUGGACUGGUUAGGGGGUUGUUCUCGUCAUAGGUUGUGUUAUUUGUACUGGUAAUCUUGUGUACAUAGUUCUGGGUGUAACUUGUAUUUUAUGAAAUCUAUUGAUGCAUCAAAGUUCACAAUACUUUGGUUUCAAGUUUUCUUUGA
Messenger RNA from Physcomitrium patens, 2783 nucleotides. RefSeq names its product high-affinity nitrate transporter 2.1. Gene Ontology annotation, biological process: nitrate transmembrane transport; nitrite transport. Lineage: Eukaryota; Viridiplantae; Streptophyta; Bryopsida; Funariales; Funariaceae. Gene Ontology annotation, molecular function: nitrite transmembrane transporter activity; nitrate transmembrane transporter activity. The record is from RefSeq and is a predicted model, not a curated record. Gene Ontology annotation, cellular component: membrane.